Astyanax mexicanus (Mexican tetra) is the source of this 3170-nucleotide messenger RNA. Its product is annotated as sterile alpha motif domain-containing protein 9-like. NCBI's taxonomy places the organism in Eukaryota, Metazoa, Chordata, Actinopteri, Characiformes, Acestrorhamphidae. Bases 492 to 3170 code for a protein of 892 amino acids. The record is from RefSeq and is a predicted model, not a curated record. Gene Ontology annotation, cellular component: cytoplasm. The transcript is spliced from 2 exons. Gene Ontology annotation, molecular function: protein binding.
AUGAGCUUCUACUGCUAUUACUAUUGCGUGUAUCCUUGUCUGAUCUAUUUAUAAAUCUGUAGUGACAGCCUUGGUUUAUACGCUGGAAUGAAAGAAACAAACACACCUAGAAGAAUCACAUCUCUGCAAUUGCAGGGUUAAUCUCACUUUCACUUUACUAAAAAUGAAACCAGUGGCCUCUGCAGCAGGGCAGGACAAGACAAUGAGUCAUUGGAGGAACAAUAGUUACCUGUGUCAUUCAAAAGAUAUAAAAACCUCAUUCAGAUCACUGUCAGAUGGAAUGGUGACUCUCGUCUAACAGGUGAGUAAAUUUCCUUUCAGUAAAGUCUCUUUAUCGGUCACUAAUUUUUUUCAGUGAUCAAUUCUAAUGGAUCUGGCAUCUUUUUUUCCACACAGAUAAAUACCUUUUAUUGCAGUUCAUCUUCAGUGACGUUCUGAUAAGCCUGGACUCCAUCAAACUUCAAGGAACUUCCCAAUUCACCCCAGACACCAUGGAAGUUUACACUGUUCCUUCCAAACAAGGAACUCCAAUACCAUUACAGACCUCCAUCAGAGACGGUCUGUCAAUGCUUGAGGUUGUAUGGGCUAAUAAGUUUGAGGAUGAAAGCAUCAGUCAGGAAACUGCCAUUGAGAAGGAAGCAGAGUUUUACAAAGGUGCUCCACCUCAGUGGCUGAACUUCUACUGGGCUGAACGAGAGAAAACCCCCUUUGUCAAGCGGGACAUGUAUGAAAGGAUACGAAAAGAGAUAAAUGAAAACAAACGCACAAGCUGGAGCAUAGCUAGUGUUAACUUACUCCAUCAGCCAGGAAGCGGAGGGUCCACCCUGGCCAUGCAGAUACUAUGGGACCUGAGGAAAGGGCUCAGGUGCGCUAGGGUAACACAUUCUGCAACUGACUCGAAGGCUGUUGCACAGCAAGUGGUGCAGUUAUUUAAUGCAGGUGGUCCACAGAACCAAAACACUGUCCUUCUUCUUCUGGACAACAGUCAUGAUUCAGUGUCUGAAAAGAACCUUAAAGACAGUCUCAUUAAGGAGCUGAAAGCAAGUUGCAUCACCCCCGACGUUCCUGUGGCCAUCAUUUUAAACUGUGUCCGCCAGCUGAAGGUAACAAAGAUCAGAGUUCUGGAAACAAGUCUUUCAAAAAGGGAGGAAGAAGCAUUCAAAGAAAAGCACAAUGAAAUCGUUCAGAGACACGGAGACAGACGCACUCGAUUUCAUGCCCUUAACAUCAUGUCAAGUAAUUACAGUACAUCGUACGUUACAGAGGCUUGUGAAAUUCUCCAAACAAUUAAGAAGAACAAGAGGCCCCGCAAAGAACAGCUCUUGGCAUUUUUGGCACUGGUUAAUGCAUAUGCUCCUGGCUCCUACAUCGCCCAUGAUCUCUGCUGCCAGUUUUUUGACAAUGAAAGCAAUGAUCUUGACGAGUUUUCUUUAGAGAAACAAAUGCAACCCUUCACAGACAUUUUGGUCAUAUUCUCUACUCAGGAAGGAGAGAACAGGAGCGAGGACAAACAUGUACGAAUGGCACACCCCAUGAUUGCGGGCGAAUGUCUAGAACUGCUGACUUCAGCUGGCGUUACCCGCAGUGACACCACAUUGAAGCUCCUGACAGACCUUUGCAGAGACCCAAUGCCAAUGUAUCUGGUGAAAAUAAUUAAAAGAAUGCUGACAAAGCGAGAAACAAUAGAGGUCAAGGACAAUUCUGAGAGACAGGAAUAUGAAGAGUCUGAAGGACAAGACAAGGACAAGUCUGAAAAGAAGGCAAAGUUUUCCAGACUGAUUGAAGAUAUAAAAGAGAAAGAAAGAGAAGUAAUGUGUGUUUCAGUGUUGAAAAAGGCCUCCAGGAAAUUCGAUCGGGAUCCAUUUCUUCCUCAAGCUCUGGCCCGUUUCUACUACAUUGAGAUGACAGAUUAUGAAAAAGCUGAGGAGUGGGCUACAAUUGCGAUUAAGAGGGAUGAAGAUAACUCAUACAUUAGAGACACACUUGGACAAGUGCAUAAAAACCACCUUAAAAAGUGUGUUCAGGAAAAAACAUGCACGCAUACAACAAUCCUGCAAAUUGGAAAUCAUGCAAUUAAGGCUUUUAAAGAAGAGGCAAAAGCCGCCAUAAAAGAGCAGGCACCAGAGAUGAAAGAGGAUGGUGUGACUAAUGUAUCUGCCCUUUUCAACAGCAGCGGCUAUUUUAGCUACAUGCAGGUUGCAACCACCAUUUUUAACUAUAUUGAAAAUCAUGACAGGACAUUGUCCAAGGUUCUUACGAAAGAAAUAUCCCCUCCCAUUUCCUUCAACUCUUGUGAGACUUUCCUUACCGACCUCAGAGAUGAAGUUGAGCAGAAGUUUGAGUUUUUUGAAACGUAUCUCACUUAUUCAAAGCCAAGCAUCGACAAAGAUGAACCAGGAUACUUCCGGCCCGAUGUUGAGGAGUGUUACAGCAAGUACGUGACACAAGAGCAUGGGCAGGAAAACACAGAGCUACAGGCGCUCAAAGAACAAAAGGUUAGCACGUUCGCUGGACUGCUGCAUGCUCUCAACAGACCUUCCAAUGAAUCUGACCUGGAGUGGGCUACCAGAGUUUUGAAGAGUUCAAGUGAUGAUGAUUCUGUCCUGAAGUACGUCCUUGCAAACAUCCUUUUAGCGCAAAGGAACAGCUCUUCUAAGGAGCUCAAGCCACUGGAAAAACUCCAGUCCCUUCUAAAGGAACAAUGGAGCAAAGAAAAAUACAACAGAAGCCCAGAGUUCUACCUCUUGGUACUGUUGCUGUUUUGGCCGAAUGGGGAGCAAGUCGAGGACGACUCCCCAGACAUAGCAGAAUGUAUUGAAUUUAUGCAUCAAUCAUUCGGGAGGACAUACCAAAGUUUCUUUCGCUCUCGCUACCUUGUGCCUCUGUUUUUCCUAAAAGCAGGAGAGGGGCUACAGAAGGUUCUCCACACAUCACAAUUGGAUAAAUCCUUGCUUAAUCAAAUUAACAAACGAGGCGACAGUGCCAACAUCUCAAAUCUUCUCCGUGUGCAAGGAGAGGUGCAGCAUUUUCAGGUGUUUGCUGUGGAAGGAUCCCGCAAGAUCAAGGUUUCUCCUCAAAAUCCAGCCAGUGUCUGUCGUGAAGGACAGAUCUCUUUCUACCUUGGCUUUAAUAUCAGAGGACCUGUGGCUUACAAUAUCAGAUAUCUCUAG